Molecule: messenger RNA, 1278 nt
Organism: Penicillium digitatum Pd1
Lineage: Eukaryota; Fungi; Ascomycota; Eurotiomycetes; Eurotiales; Aspergillaceae
Product: LysM peptidoglycan-binding domain-containing protein
Source: RefSeq, a predicted model, not a curated record
AUGUACUUUCCUUCAUUGAUCCUGGCUGCUGGCAGCCUGUCUACUCUCAUUCAAGCCAUUCCUCAUGGUGCCAAGGCCCAUCACUCCUUUCACCGUCGCGCCGCUGCCACCUAUGCUGUCAUGGGCGGUAACGGAGAGGUCUCCGACGGAUGGCCUUCCAUGAGCCAGUGGUUGGAGUACGAGACUCUCUGGGGUCUCAAUCAAAUUCUUAUUGCCGCAUCAUGCGACAACUCUGACGACGAAACAAGCGACAUCAACACUAGCAUCAAGUCGAUCGCUAGCGAAACCGGCGUGGACGCUCGAUUCAUCCUUGCAAUUAUUAUGCAAGAAAGCAAGGGCUGCGUUCGUGUUCAGUCCACCAACAACGGUGUCGAGAACACUGGUCUCAUGCAAAGUCACGAUGGCGAGGGCUCCUGCAACAAGGAUGGCAGCAAAACGACUCCCUGCCCCUCCUCCAUGAUCAACCUGAUGAUCCAAGACGGCACCGCUGGAACUAGCCAGGGCGACGGUCUCAAGCAGUGCUAUGAGGCCCAGACCGGCGGCACUGCGGCCAAAUACUACAAGGCCGCCCGCAGAUACAACUCUGGCUCUAUCGCCCCGUCUGGCAACCUCGGCCAAGGUGGCGCAACCCACUGCUACGCCUCUGACAUCGCCAACCGUGUCCGCGGCUGGGCCGGUGACGUGAGCGAGUGCGUUGAAUCUACCAUUGGAACCAUUUCUAGCGGUGCGGAGCCGGUCCCCCUCGGUGGUGACGACGCCUCAAGCAGCUCUUCCACCUCAACCGCUGCUGAGCAGCCCACGGAGACUGCUGAGCCUAUCCAGACCUCCAGUGCUGCAGAGCAGCCUGCCGAGACUACCGAGCCUACCCAAGCCUCCUCCGCGUCUGCCGAAGCCGCCCAGGCAGCCGAGACAUCGUCCGUCGCAUUCUCCGCCACAACCACUGAGACAACCUCCGUGGCACCCGCCACAGCUUGGACUCCCAACGCAAACGUGCACUCGGCCGCGCCGACCACCACCCCCACACCAUCCUGGACAACUAGGUCCGCGCCAGCCGCAACCACUGCACCGGCAGCCCCCAGCUCAACCGAAACAGCCCCUCUUUACCCCUACGCGUCCUCAUCGUGCCAAAAAUACUACACCGUCGCAGAGGGCGAUUACUGCGCCAAGUUGACCGACACUAUCGGAGUCACUUUCCCCGAUCUCCGCAGCUUGAACCCUGGCCUCGACGAGCAGUGUUCGAAUUUAUGGCUCGGAUAUCAGUACUGCAUCCAGGCUUAA